UGCCGACUUGCAGGUUGUACAUGUAUCUAACGAGUCAUAGUGUAAUGUAACGAAGUGGAUAUUUAAUACAUAACCGUGCUUAGUAAGAAGCCGAUUGUUGAGUAUUUUUAUGAACUCUGAAAAGUGCACAUGUCGACGAAGUAAAUGCAGGAAGCAAGAGGAGCCAGCAGACGAAGUGCCGGGCGGGUUCCAGGCGGCCAGAGGGAAGUCUCACGCUGUUCAUAUUACUUGUCUGAAGGAACUCGCACACUGGAGUACAUAUACAUCUGCUACUAAAUGUGGAAAUGAUAAGAAUGAACUUUUUAUCAAGAAUUCUUGUACAACAUCUGCGUUCUCCAUACGGUGUGCUAACAGGAUGUAUUGGGACAAGUUCUUGGAAAGUUGCUUCCAGUUUUAGGACUGCAUUUUUUUCUCCUUUUAAAGGAAGGGAAACCAGUAGGUUCUGUUCAAAUAAUAGCAUCUCAGGUCCUUCCAGUACCCUCAUUACUGCUAACAAAGAUGACCUUGAUCGAGCAGACAGCAUCCAGGCUGUUGAAAACAUUGAGGAUGAAAACCUACUCCCAUCCCAGAGGCAGAAACAGCAUAGUAACCUUCUGAUGGCUGAGAUAUAUGCCUGUAAUAGUGCUGUUGAAGUACUAAACUUCUUAACUCAACAUCAGGAGGUGAUAGACAGUCAUCAUACUCUGGCUGUUAUGAGCAGGCUUCAAGUUUUAGUUGAAAAUGGUCUGGAGACUGUUGAGAGGAUAAAUAGCCUGGAGGAGUUCUCCAACUUCUGCCAUAAACUUUGGAAAGCAAGCAGAAGAAUGGAAGUUGAUGAACAGCUAUCACUGCUGAAGUUUCUGUGCAGAAUGAAAGUUCAGUCAGAUUCCAAGAUUAUGCAAACAGUUCUACAGCUUCUACGACAUUCCAUUAAUGACCUGGAUUUGAGGCAAUUGAUAUAUCUGGAUUUUUUACUCAAGAAAUUGCCAUCAACCCCUCUGUCAGAUGGUCUGCUUGUUGCAGUGCCUGUGGUCAUUGAGAAUAUUCUGAAGAAUGAAAAAGUAGAAGAAUAUUCCACAAAGGACUUGUCACAACUGCUUGCGAUCUGCGUAGAUGGAAGGAUUAAUAAGAUUGAAAUCAUCUUGCAAGAAAUAUAUAGGCAUGGCACAAUCAACUCAGCAUCCCUAGGGUUGAGUAUUCUUUGGUCUCUAGUCAUGAUGUUCACUACAGAUGGAAAACGGAUUGCUCUCUCCAAAGAAGAAAGUUUAGUGAGAGAAGUCCUCAUGAAAGAAUGUCUGGAAUCAAUUUCCAGAGACUUGAAAUCUUUGACUCAGCAGAAGAUAGAAACAACUCUUGAAAAAUUAUGUGAAGCACGUAGGAAGAAAGACCAUUGCACAUAUAAUGAGCACUUUCUUAAUGCAGUUGCUAAACAUGCAGUAGAUGACCAAUGGGAUUUCACUGCAGUUGCUCACACUAUAAGAAGACUGUACAGAAUGAAUUUCAUCUCGGAAGAUCUGGUACAUCACAUGGUUCAUCAGGUGUUACAAAAUCCUGAAGGGGUUAUCAGAUCAAAAGUCCAUGUUUUGCCACUGUUAAUUGCUCUGGGAGGCUGCGAACUUCAGCAUCUUAAUCAACGCCAAGCUCUUGAUGUUCUUGUUGAUCAUGAACAGAUAAGAAUCAAAGAGGAAAAUUAUUUCAAGAGGCCCUGGAUAAAACUGGCAGUUGAAUUGCUCUCCUUAGAUUAUCAUCAUAUGCAGUUGCUAGAGUUAUUGACAAAUCAAGAUUUCCUUGAGGUAUAUAUGUCGACAAAAAAGGUGCCCGUUUCAGAGUACAAAAUUUUACUCAGAAUACAUCAAGCAUUGGUAACAUUUGGUCAGAACUCUCUUCAAAUACCAGAGAAAUACUUGCAAAAAGCAAGGACAUUUGCAAGAGAACGGCCUCCUUCAAAAUCAGAUCUGAGAGUUAGACUUCAUCAAAUUCUUAACAGUCCGGAUCAUCUUGUGUCUAGUGUGGUCACAAACAAUGAUAUUUAUAUAGACCAUCUUUUGGCAAUUGAUGAUGAAGGAAAUACUGUUAAAAUCGAGCAGAAAAACCCUGAUGCCUUUGGUAAUGUCAGUAUCAGUUCUCUGCAAAUACCAGACAACACAAAAAGGAUUGCAUUGAUGGACAUUGGUUCAUCACAUGUUUUGGGACCAGGCUAUCGUUUGAAAGGAUAUAUAAAGCUUGAACAAAGAAUAUUGGAGGCUAAUGGAUUUCAUGUUGUCCAUAUUGUGCAACCUGAAUUAUUUUGCCUAGCAUCUGAUGAAAGAAGUCUGCAGAUAAAAAGACAGAUGGCCCUCUCAGGAAUGGCUCUUUGUUGACUUUUAUAACUGCCUAUUUUUAUAAUAAAUCUGAUGUAUUUAUGAAAAAAAUAUUAUUUUGCUAUGUUUUUAAUAGCAUGUAAUAUUCAAAAAUGCCAAUUUGAUGGGUUUCUUUGUUUAUUUAACCCUUUAAUGGAUGGCUUAAGUGCUCAGCUACCAAGGAGUAAGCCUACCUAACCUCAUGUGAUUUCCUCUUUCCUUGAGUUUCGUUUUUCUUUUUAAUUUUUAAUGCUUUAAAUAUUAGUGUUAUGAUUAUGGCAUUAUUAUUUAAAAAAUAAUGGCAAUAUAUAUAUUAUAAAGGAAUAUUUCCAGAAAUCAAGGAAAACAGUAAACAGGUGAGAUAGAUUGGAUGAGCAAUUGACUUCUUGGUAACUAAGCACUUGGGAAGCCAUUAUUGUGUAAACAUAAUUAAUAUAUGCCAUCCCGCAGUCAGAAGAAAUCUUGGAAUAGAUGUAAUUAAUGAAACAUGUAACCACUCAUUAUGUGGGGAAGUACUGUAUAUACAAUUUCAGUUGUUAGGGUCUACAACUCAAAAAUGUGUAAAUAUCUGUAAAUUGUAAUAUUCAAUAAAAAUAAAGAGAAUUAAAGAUUUUUGUGUGAACACCUUCAGGAGAAAUUAUAUAUAUAUAAUACAGUUAAUAGAAGUUUGUGUUAUAUAUAGUGCACAAAAUAUAAAAUUUCAAAUAGUGUCUAGAACAUGUGGGCAGUGAACUCCUUAAGCCAUUCCCA
Penaeus indicus is the source of this 3068-nucleotide messenger RNA. RefSeq lists its product as uncharacterized. The record is from RefSeq and is a predicted model, not a curated record. Lineage: Eukaryota; Metazoa; Arthropoda; Malacostraca; Decapoda; Penaeidae. The coding region runs from base 285 to 2339 and encodes 684 amino acids. The transcript is spliced from 12 exons.